ACAGGAACAUACACAGAGAGGCUUUGAAGCACAAAUCACGGCUCUGCUCUUCCAGCAGGAGUGCAGGGAAGACAUUCCUCCAGAGCUGCAGCGGGGAUUACUUUCUGCAAAGGCCGGGACUGGAGCUCUAUCUGCCGGGGAGUGACGAACACACAGCCCGGGGGUGUUUGGUUGUCUGGAGCGAGACAGGCAGAGAGAGAGAGGCAGGGAGACAGGUGGGGGAGAUGGAGUUAAACCCAGAGUGGAGUUAAACCAAACUCAGCUAAGCUAAGCUAGGAAACUUGCAGCACCAUGGCCGGGUCACUGUUCAACCUUUCCGCCAACAGGCGCCUAGUCGCCGGCCUCCUCGCCAACCUGCUCUCUUCCAUCUGCAUCGUCUUCAUCAACAAGUGGAUUUACGUUCACUACGGCUUCCCCAACAUGACUCUGACUCUCGUUCACUUCGUGGUCACCUGGCUGGGACUUUACGUCUGUCAGAAAAUGGACAUGUUCUCUCCAAAGAGCCUCCCGAUUCGUCGGAUCGUGUGGUUGGCGCUGAGCUUCUGUGGCUUCGUGGCCUUCACCAACCUCUCCCUGCAGAACAACUCGAUAGGAACAUACCAGCUGGCUAAAGCUAUGACUACCCCGGUCAUCAUCCUGAUCCAGACCACCUACUACAAGAAGACCUUCUCCACUAAGAUUAAACUGACCCUGGUUCCCAUAACGUUAGGGGUGAUUUUGAACUCGUACUAUGAUGUGCGGUUCAACCUGCUGGGGACCGUGUUCGCAACGCUCGGUGUUCUGGUGACGUCUCUGUACCAAGUGUGGGUUGGAGCUAAACAACAUGAGCUCCAGGUGAACUCCAUGCAGCUCCUGUACUAUCAGGCUCCUCUGUCCUCGGGCUUCCUGCUCUGCGUUGUUCCUGUGUUUGAGCCGCUGACCGGAGAAGGAGGAAUAUUUGGACCCUGGUCUCUGCCGGCUCUGGUGACCGUGUUGGUCUCGGGCGUGGUGGCGUUUCUGGUCAACCUUUCCAUCUACUGGAUCAUCGGAAACACCUCGGCUGUCACAUACAACAUGUUUGGUCAUUUUAAAUUCUGCAUCACUCUGGUUGGAGGUUACCUGCUCUUCCAUGACCCAAUGUCGCUCAAUCAGGCUUUGGGGAUCCUCUGCACUCUGGUAGGAAUCCUGUCCUACACUCAUAUCAAGCUGGCUGAGCAGGAGGAGGGGAAGAGCCGCCUGGCUCAGAGACCAUAGGCCGACUUUACCAGUCAGUCAACUGCACGGACUCCUGCCAUUGGCCGCUGGCUGUGGAGAACUUUUUCUAAGAUACAAACUUUUUAUAUUUUUAUGAGUAUUUUUGCAGGAAAGUAAAUGAAUUUAUCGUGGAUCCCCUGAGAUGAAUAAAAGUGUAGGACCUGUGAAGCUGCUCGCGACGCUGUUCCCAUGUUUUGUUUGUUUUUUAGAUAAAUUUUGGGGCUUUUUACUCCUUUAAGAGUUAGGACUAAAGAAUUAGGAACGACAUACGGGAAAGGAGCCACAGGUCGGAUUCAAACUCGCGCCGUCCUCUCUCUCGAGCGUCUUUAAAAUGGGCUGCACACUAACAGCUAGACUAUCGGUGCCCCAUGAUCUUUAUGUUUUAACAGAAACUGAAGCUCAUCUCUUUAAAAAAUAAUGCAUCUUUUUGUCAUCAGAUAAAAAAAACUUUUCUCAUAGGCGGGUGAAAUCAGCUUUAGUUCUACCCACAAUGCUCUUCUUUUUGUGGCAUGUUGGAGUUGACAGAUUGGAUGACCUUUGAGUCAUUCAGUGGGAGUGGUUUCCUUUUUAAGGUAAGGAUCGCUAUCAAAACUGUUGCAACAAAUCAAAUCAGAGAAACGGCAACAAAAUAGUUUCAUAAUCUGUUUUUCUUUUUAGUGAUUAAAUCUCAGAGUUAUAGGUCUGUAGCAUUUCAGUUUAUAGUUUCAGGCUGCUUUUAGUUCCUUUAUUUAAUUUUUACCUUAAAUUUCCUUUGACGUUUUUGUUUUUGUGUAAUUUUUUUUAAAUGUUGAUAAUUAUCAUUGAGCGUCCUCAUCAUGCACUAGGAGCUCUGAUUUCAGAUUUUUACCUUCCUUGACGUUAUCACAGCGCAGCAUUAAGAGGAUCUGGGGGAAAGGGACGAGACACAAAGCGGUGAUCAUCAAUCAGUGUGUAGCUCUGUUGUGUAUUUAAAGGUGCUACAUGAGUCUUAAAACAUGUAAUUCCUUCAUAUAUUUUGUUAUUGGUUGCUUUGUAUUGCCAACAUGUGAGCAGAUUGUAACCUAAAUUAAAAAAUGAUUAAACUUUC
Messenger RNA from Labrus bergylta (ballan wrasse), 2299 nucleotides. RefSeq names its product solute carrier family 35 member E3 (gene slc35e3). The record is from RefSeq and is a predicted model, not a curated record. Gene Ontology annotation, cellular component: Golgi apparatus. NCBI's taxonomy places the organism in Eukaryota, Metazoa, Chordata, Actinopteri, Labriformes, Labridae. Gene Ontology annotation, molecular function: antiporter activity; nucleotide-sugar transmembrane transporter activity.